CAUAGUUAUUAAACAACAGCAAUACCCAAACAGAGACAAUCAAGAAUAGGUGUGGACUGUAUCAUGAAACAAGGUUUAUUUCAUACAGAACAGAUACAAUGUAAUGUACUACUGUUCGUAGUUACUAUGUAAUUACAUGCUUAUCAAUGAUGCUAAUAGACUGCUGCUGGCAAGUUUAGUGUUUGUAAACUUUCUCGAUGUGUUGUUUAAAAGUUUCCGAUGCUUUGCCUCUUACAUUCUCAGUGUGAGAUCAAUACUCUCAGUACAGAUAGGACUUGUAAUAUUAAUGUAUGCUGUUUUUUUUAGAUAUCUGUAUAUUUCACAGCAUUAAACUGUUUGCAAACUGAGAGCCAUUAACUGUAAAAUAUUAAUGCUACACUGCUGGUACCAUUUCGAUAACAAUUUUCGCGAUUUAACUGUAAAGCUUCUCUUCCACCCGAAUGCUGAUGUCAUUGCAAUGAUCCAGGAGCAGAUAGGCCGUGUUCCUUUACAGAAACUGCUUUUCUGAGAAGUGCCUUCAGCUGUCAUGACAUCACGGCCUGCUAAAGUGCAAGCGUGGUUUGUUUUGUCUGCUUCUCACAACGACCAAGACGUACAGUUGUCCAGAAAAUCAUACAAGUUUGAAAUCACUAGGCCCAGUUAUAAUGAAUGGUAUUAUUUUACAUGCAACAUAAAUGUUUUGUUGUUUUUUGGUUUGUUUUUAAGUCUGUUUUUAUGAAUAAAAUCAAGUCUGAUAUUCUCGAAACUGUUAUGAAUGAUUGACGGGUCCAUUCACGUGGAUGGAUGAUUCACGGGUCCAAUUUUGGCCACGCCUGCUGUAGCCACUUACAUUGGGAGAAAGGGGUUAUGGGUCAGGCUGAAUAGGCUGAGGGGGACGCACAUGAUCCCUCUCUGGUUCAGUUUGUUCCCCAAAGCUGUAGGAACACAAGCCCGCCCCUCCCCUUUGAAAUAUACUCGCUGUAAUACCGGAACAUCACUGGCAACUCGUCACAUGAAUCUGGUGCUGCUUGCUGUCGUGGUGUAGGAGGCUAUAAAUGACAUGGCUCAGGAAGAGCGAUAGAAACUAGAAAAAGGGGAUUUGUUCCAGCUUGAUAUUACAGGAAAUGUAUUCAGCUCUGAACUCAGACUACAAACGGUGGAGAGAGUGUUGAACAGGAAAUGGCUGACAGGGUGAUAUUCUCGGUCCUCGCUGUGCUGCUCUGCUUGUCUGGUGCGGUGCUUGGACAACAACAGCCAGACUGCAGUCACUGCUAUAAGAUCGAACCCAGGGUCAUGGCGGGGAUCAUUGCCACGGACGUGGUUCUCACUGUCCUCAUCGUGGUCUUUGUCUAUUACUUGGCCAGCCGACGGAGAGAGAAGAAGGAAAAAGCAGACAAGGUCUACAUAAACAUGCCUAACGUGGAGCGGAGACCCUACCUGAAGCCAUGAAGACAAGACAGCUUCAAGUCCCAGCAUCAUUUAUCCUGAAAUCAAAGAAGUGCCUGCCAUGUGGAGGGCAUCCUACUGUACAAAUCAUCUCUGCUUCUUAAGCACUAUAUUGCAUUUCUUGACUGAUGUUGUUUUGUAUAAGGAUUUAGCAUAGCAUAGGGAAAGCAAGGUGCAAACAGCAAAACUUGUAAAGGGGCGCUAUGGGCUUGCCUAGACCCCUUGAAGAGGCUGUUCAAUUCUAAGUUUUGAAUAUUCAACACGCUUGCACUUUUUAAAAUCUAAUUUGUUUGGAUAAUCAUCUAUUUUUUAUGCUGUUUGUGACAUCAUUUCCAGUGGUGUUGCCAAUCACUUAGUUCUUCCCAUGCUGAAAUAUAAAAAC
Messenger RNA from Polyodon spathula (Mississippi paddlefish), 1807 nucleotides. RefSeq names its product hematopoietic cell signal transducer (gene hcst). Gene Ontology annotation, molecular function: phosphatidylinositol 3-kinase binding; signaling receptor binding. The transcript is spliced from 5 exons. The record is from RefSeq and is a predicted model, not a curated record. NCBI's taxonomy places the organism in Eukaryota, Metazoa, Chordata, Actinopteri, Acipenseriformes, Polyodontidae. The coding region runs from base 1159 to 1428 and encodes 89 amino acids. Gene Ontology annotation, biological process: regulation of immune response; positive regulation of phosphatidylinositol 3-kinase/protein kinase B signal transduction. Gene Ontology annotation, cellular component: membrane.